Kogia breviceps (pygmy sperm whale) is the source of this 1767-nucleotide messenger RNA. Lineage: Eukaryota; Metazoa; Chordata; Mammalia; Artiodactyla; Physeteridae. The record is from RefSeq and is a predicted model, not a curated record.
AAAUUGGAAAGAAUUUCUCGGCCUCCUUUCAGUCUAAUUAAAGGUUGGACUCCAGCUGUGGAUCUUUUAUCACCUAUGUCUACCCUUUCAUUUGAUCGUGCCUCAGAAGAAGCAUAUGCAAAGAGUAUUCUAUUGCAGUAGCCUGCUUCACUUCCAGAUACACCUAAGCAACAUAUCCAGGAAAAUAAUUGCAGAAGGGAAAGUGAUAUACUGGAACCUAAAUGUGAUCUAGCCAACAGCCCUGCUUCUUUCCUGUUGCAGCCCAUUUCAUCAUCAUCAGAUAGAAACAGUGUUACACUACUUGAAAAGGACACAAAGUCGACAACUCCUACAGAGAAAAAUGAAACAGUUUCUAAGAAAACACCUGAGCUUGAAGUGGAAGACUCUUCAUCAUCAAAUAUUGAUAAGAGUAGAGCAUUUGGAGGGUCUCUGCCAGCUAAAAAAAAAAGUGAUCCAUUCCAAAAAGAACACGAUCAUCUGGUAGAAGAGGUUGCAAGGGCAGUUUUAUCUGAUUCACCACAGCCUUCUAAAGGAAAAGAAGUAAUAUUUGAGGAACUAAUUGACUCUCUAGUUUCUAACCCAUUCUUAACAAGGAAUCAAAUGCCCUGAACUCCAGAAAACUUGGUAAGUGAAAGCAGGAGGUCAUGGAGAAAAGCUGUUAAAAUAGAAGAUAACAGAAGUACAGAACCAAUUCAAAUGGAUACUGAACAUACAGAAGUAUUGCCAGAAUCCCUAUAUGUGGUGCCUAAUCAAAAAGAGUUUAACAUGGCCAGUUUUUUCUCAGCAACCACUGUGUCCAAUUCUAGGCAUUCUUAUUUGCCUGAAGAGAAAGUUGUUUCAGAUUGCCUCAAGUGUGUGCUUCAGAAACCCGUAAGGACCAGUUGCAUAGGUGAACCAACAACACAAAAUCUGUCAGAUUUGUUAAAUAAGGACAUAAUUCGUAAGCAAGAUUUGGAAUGUACAGCUUUACAGAACAAGCUUUUAGAAACUAGCCAAAUAGAGACAUUCUCCCCUGCCAUAGGUAAUAGGAGAGAUGUGAUAGGUAGCAGUGAAGAAGAGUAUAUUAAAAUAUCAGACCACUCGAAAGCUUCUUACAAAGAUCUUUCCAUGCAUAAAACUAUGUUAUGGAACUCUUUUCAGAUAUCAAGUGGAAUUAGUUCCAGUUUUAAAGAUAGUGAUUUUGGCAUAUUACAUGAAACUCUUCCAAAAGAAGUUGGUCACUUAAGUCUUAAUAGCUCCAGUAGUACAGAGGCCAAUUUUAAACUGGAACCAAAUAGUCCUAUGCACAGUGGCAUUUUCCCAGAAGGUGUUGUGGGAGGAAGACAGAAUAUUCCAGAAUCAGACUUUAAUUUACAGGCUACUUGCAGUGGAUAUGAGGCUCUGAAGAAAUCUCUGUCCAAGCAAAGGGAAGAAAUUUGCCUCUCUAAUCCUGAAACACUUGAAAGACACAAACCAGAAUUGAGCCUUACUUCCCAAUACAUGCAAACUGAUGAUAUGCUUAACUUUCAGGGCACUCAUGAUUUGCACAUUGACUAUACAAAACCAUCUUCACGCUUGUCCCUUGGUGAAAGAAAACAGCCUGUUUCACCACUAAUUAGGUUUUCUCCAGUGGAACAAAGAUUGAGAACCACAAUACCAUGUAGUCCUGGAGAACUUCUACUUAAUUUAACAGUCAGUAUUGCUGAAGAAGAAAUCUUGAAUAAGAGGCUUGAUGCAAAAGAAUCUCCAUCUGACUUGAAAGAUGAAGCAGUAGUCCAGUCAAUUUAA